AUGAAUUCUUUAAUUAUUCUACAAUUAUUAUUAUUAUUAUUAUCAUCAUCAUUAUAUACUACUGAUAAUAAACUAAAAAUAUGUAAUUUUAAUAUACCAAAUAUCAAAACUAAUAAACUAUGUAAUAUUGAACGUAUAAAAAAAGCUGGUAAACGACAUCAAUUUUUAUUAUUUAAUUUAAAUGAAAUGUAUAUUACAUUUCAUUUAUAUUGUCCAAUAUGUUUAAAUGAAAGAAUUAAUUUAUUUGAAUGGUAUUAUAUACCACAUUAUAAACAUUCUAUAUUAUUUAUUAAAUCUAAUAAAACAUUAUAUGAAAGUGAUAUUAUGCUUAAUAAUAAAUUAUUAAAAAAACUUAAACAAGAUACAUUCAAUAAUCUUUGUAUUAAUAAGUUAAAUUUACAAUUAAUUGGACAAAAUAUUAAUGCAAAUAAAUAUUUAGGAACAUAUGUAUGUCAAUAUAGAAAAGAUAAAAUGCAUCCAUCUAAUUUUAUUUGGUAUCAUUUAUAUAAAAUUGGUUCAUUAAAACAAUAUUCAAAAUUAAUAAAUCUAUCAAAUAUACAACAAAUAUAUCAAUUAAAUAAUCAAAUAAAUAUUAUAUUUAAAAGAGAUGAAGAAGAAAAUAAAGUUAGAAAUGAUUGUGAUAAAAUACAAUUUAAUCAUCCAUAUAGACGUUGUUAUUUGAAAAUACCACGAUUUGAAUUAGAAUUCAAAGAAAUGAUCAAGUAUCAUGACAACAACAACACCACCAUCACCACCACCACCAAUAGCAACAACAACAACAACAACAGUAAUGAUUAUGAAAUGAUAGAAAUUAUUAAAAUAUUAAGAUUAUCAUUUGAAUAUUUUACAAAAUUAUAUGAUUCUAAAUUAAAUGGUUCUAAACAAUUAGCUAUAAAUAAAGCUAAACGUUUAGGUUUUAAAUUAUAUAUUGAUAAUUAUUUUAUUUAUAUACCAUGUGAAUAUGAAUUAUUACAGCAUAUAUGGAUAACAAUAAAUGAUAAAUUCUUACUUACUAGUAAAUAUAAAGAAAUUCAUAAUGAAAUAAUAUGCAAUCCAAUUUAUUCAAUUAUUCAAUGGAUUAAUUUAAAUAAACAAAUAAAUCAAAUGAAUAAAACAAAAACUUUUCUUAUUAAAACUAUACAACAGAAUUCUUAUCAUUUAAUAAUGAAAUAUGAUUCAAAUAUAAUAAAACAAUUAAAAUGUAUAAAUUUAAUGAAUUCUAAUAUAUUUUGGUUAUUAUUAAAUAAUAACAAUCAUAAUUAUACAAUAAAUAAAGAAAAAAUAAAUUUACCUGAUAUUAGAAAUAAUUGUAAUUUGAAAUUUGGAAUUGUUCUUAAUACUAAUAAUGGUACAUAUGAUUGUUGUCAUGGGAGAAAUUCAACUUUUAAUCUGAUGAUGAUGAUGAUGAUUAAUAAAGGAAAUAACAUCAUUAUUGGUAUAAUUAUUUUAACUAUAUGGUUAUUGAUAUCAAUAAUUAUUUGGGUACUUUUUCUUUGUUGUAUAAACUAUAUGAACAAAACAUUGAGUUGAAUGAGUACUUUUUGAAACUGUUACUUAAUUACACCUGUUACUCUUAAUGGAGCAUAGGCCGCUGACCAGCAUUCUCCAACUCAUUCUGUCCUUUUGAAACUGUACACAACAAUAAAUAUAUAUAUUUAAAUUGGA
Schistosoma margrebowiei is the source of this 1665-nucleotide messenger RNA. Lineage: Eukaryota; Metazoa; Platyhelminthes; Trematoda; Strigeidida; Schistosomatidae. The record is from the annotation of a GenBank genome assembly.